GUCAUCUUUCUGUCCUUAUUUAUAAGUCUCCCGAUAUCCCGCGCACACCGUAUCUUUACCGCUUUUACUCUUCUCGUCGUCUCUCUAUCACUCCCCAACUAAUAACCGUUGUACAAACGAUGGGCUUCGAAGAGAGACCAGCCGUACUCAAUGGCACCGAGGCUUAUCGUGCAACUCGCCCGGAUAUAGUGGGCCCAGAUGUGCCGCAGAAGCCCUUCCCGAUCCUCAUGUCAGGCGCGGUGCAGCGAGGCUUCGGGAGGGGUGGGAAGGACCUGGGCUGCCCGACUGCGAACUUGCCCGAUGAGAGCAUCGUUCCUAUGAGUUCUGUCACAGAGACUGGUGUAUACUAUGGCUAUGCUCAGGUCUCAAGAGAGAAAGAUGGGAAGGCUGUCCUUGCUGAAGAGGACGGGAGGGUACUCCCGAUGGUAAUGAGCCUUGGGUGGAAUCCGUUCUAUAAGAACGAGAAGAUGUCGGCAGAGAUCCAUAUCAUGCAUGAUUUUCGCGGUGACUUCUACGGGCAUGACUUGAAGGUCAUGGUCCUAGGCUAUAUUCGACCAGAGCUUGACUACGUUUCGCGAGAGGCUCUGAUCGAAGACAUCGAGACUGACAAGCGUGUCGCUAUCAAGUCAUUAGCCCGCCCAAGCUACCAGCGUUAUCAAUCGGACCCUUUCUUUACGGACGCGAGGCAACAUAACUUAUAAUACUUGGAAAUGUGUCAAUUAGAGCAUCUCUGUGUAGAAGGAUACGUUAUGACCCCAGGAUCUGUAUUUCCUAGAUAUACAGCGGCGUUGUAUGACCCAUGCAGCCAAACUCCGAAUGUAGAUCCGAAAAGAUGAUAUAGAAGACGCAGUGACU
Molecule: messenger RNA, 855 nt
Organism: Dichomitus squalens LYAD-421 SS1
Lineage: Eukaryota; Fungi; Basidiomycota; Agaricomycetes; Polyporales; Polyporaceae
Product: riboflavin kinase
Exons: 4
Coding region: 120-701 (193 amino acids)
Biological process (GO): FMN biosynthetic process; riboflavin biosynthetic process
Cellular component (GO): mitochondrion
Molecular function (GO): riboflavin kinase activity
Source: RefSeq, a predicted model, not a curated record